CAGGGUCUUUUUUUGAACAAGAUAUAGGCACGUUUUGAAGUAGUGGUCGCGCGUGCCACUGUAAGACUGUAUUUUGUGCUUGUGAUUUUUUUACUUGAUUUUUAUAUUGCCCGGCGACAUAAUUGCAUUGCAUAAUUUUGAUUUGUCGCUACUAAGGGCAUUUCACUUCCUUUUUUUGUCACUGCAUAAAAACUAACACUAAAACUCGCAAUUACCUUUUACCGCGGAGCGGAAAGACCACGGCAGACGAUGCAUUCGCAGUGCUUUUCAUUACCCUCGGCGACAACGUCCGCCGGCGGGUCCACAUCGUCCUCUGGACGCCGACACCGGCAGCCAGAAACGAAACAUGCGACCAGCGGAUCAACAAGGCUUUUUACGACCGCCUUUGCCGCCGCCUGCUCAGCAGCGCUGAUCCCGGUGCAGCAAGGGGUCCACGCGGUUCGUACUUCCGCAGGAGCAACGAGCGUAGUAGAAGAUGCGGGCGGCGGCCCACGAGGACCUACUUCGCAACAAGACCCGACCCCCGCGGAGGCACUGCUGGCGAAGAGCCAGCCGAAGCGGAGCAAGGGCCCACUGGGGCAGAUAAAGGCAUCCUCGUCCAGUAAGGAGAGGACGUCGGUGGGACGGGCCCCGCCGGUAAACAAGCGACAUCUAGUGGAUUUGCGGGCCCUUGACGAUGUUACCUCCAUUGCGGCAGGGGGCCGAGUGGCUAAUGGCGCCACAGAUGAUGAUAGUAGCGCAUUACCUGCUGCUGGUGCUACAGCCAGCGCAGCUUCACCCGGUAGUUCCAGGAGCACACCCGGGCACGGGUACAACCACCUCAGACCUGGUGCCAGUAAUUAUGGUAAAGAGAAUGCAGUCGAGGUGGAUGAUGUUGAGAAAGGACCACUGCCGAGCAGUGCGAAAAGCACACCAACAGGCCGCGCAACCACAGCUGAUACGUCCUCAGGCUCAAAAUGGAGCAAGGAGCCGCCGCGUAGGUGGAUCGGGAAGCCCGGAACCCCUCCAGCGAUAG
Molecule: messenger RNA, 1015 nt
Organism: Amoebophrya sp. A120
Lineage: Eukaryota; Dinophyceae; Syndiniales; Amoebophryaceae
Source: the annotation of a GenBank genome assembly